CGGGGGUUGCCAACUUACCAGCCUCUUCCUCGCACUCCGCCUGGCGCAUGCGCACCAGGCCCUAGGGCUGGGAAGCUCUUCUUUUCGGGGGUUGCCAACUUACCAGCCUCUUCCUCGCACUCCGCCUGGCGCAUGCGCACAAGGUCCUAGGGCUGAGAAGCUCUUCUUUUCGGGGGUUGCCAACUUACCAGCCUCUUCCUGGCACUCCGCCUGGCGCAUGCGCACAAGGCCCUAGGGCUGGGAAGCUCUUCUUUUCGGGGGUUGCCAACUUACCAGCCUCUUCCUCGCACUCCACCUGGCGCAUGCGCACCAGGCCCUAGGGCUGGGAAGCUCUUCUUUUCGGGGGUUGCCAACUUACCAGCCUCUUCCUCGCACCAGGCCCAGUUUCCUCUCCCGGCUUCUCUGCGCACGCGCCCAGCCUUCCGGCGCUCUCUUCCCGGCAAAAGGCGUCGCCAAGGCCGGGGGCGCGAAGCAGAUGGAAGGAGGCCUCCCGCCUGGGUCGAGGGGGACGAGCGGCCUCUGCGGCGGAUUAGAGGCGAAGGAGGCCAUUCCGGACGGGAGGCUGAGCGAGCUCGGGUUGCCUCACGGCCAGCGCAGGCGCAGUACACUAGCCGUUAAGCUCGCCGUGAAGGGGCGGGCCGGUCGCGCUCUGCGCACGCGCUGCCUGGGCUUUCGCGGACGGCAGCCGCCUGGAGACAAACUUGCGGCGCGCCAGCCGCGCGAACGACCCUCGCUGCCGAUGCGGAGUCUUUGACGGGACGGCGAGCGCCGAGGGACACACCAGGUGAAGUGAUGCAAUAAGAGAAGCUUGCGGGGUGGGGGGGGAAGGUUGCGCUCUGCCCAUGCUCAGAGUCCCGGUGUCCCCCACCCACCCCAGUCCGGGGCGGAAGCCGUUGGUGGUGGGUGUCAGGAGGAGGGUGGGCUCGCCGGCACUCUGUGGAUGCUCAGAGGCACAGCUGCCUCUCCGGCUGCGUCUUCGGGGCUGGAGGAGGAGGGGUCGUGAGGACUCGAGACUGCUUUUCAUGCUGUGCUUCGGGGGUCGUAACCAAAUAACGAUAAUAAUGAUAAUAGAUCAUAAUAUUUGAGCCCUUGGAGGCCUCUCAGCUCCAGGGGUUUGGGGAAGCAGCUGGUUAUCUCACCACCUUUGAGCCCAGCUUUCAGUCCAGCUUCUAAGACUGGGUGCCUGCUGCCAGUCACGGUAGACUGGCGUUUAUAAUAAACUAAAAGGAGGCAUUCUGAUCAAUCCUUCUGUAUGUUUUCCACCCCCCUCUACUCCCCUGCACCAGUGCUGAGCCCUGACCUUGACUUUGUAAAAAUAAUUUAUUUAAUCAUUUUCGUAUUUUUUAUACUGCUGUUCAUUGCAAAUCUUCCAGAGACCAACAAAUCUUUAAAAAUAAAAUUAAUGCCAAAUAAUCCAAAUAUCAUAAAACAAUGAACAAAAGGCAACAUGGCCUAGCAGGCUACAUUUUAAAAUGCCAUUCAAAAGCUAUGGGAGCACAUACAGUAUGAUAAAACCUUCUAUUAGCAGCAAGGGGGAAACAGAUCAGCUUUUCAAAAGGUCUGAAAAACCUCAGGCUGCAGAUCUUCUGAAAAGGAAAUUCAUAGGGGAUAUUCAGGCAGGAUGCAGCAUUUGGAAAGGGAGCAUUUUAUUUUUCAGAUCUGUGGUGCUGAUUAUCCUUCCCACCUUCUGCAUGAAAGAAUGUCUUGUUCAUGCACAAUCAAAACUGAUUACUCAGCAGAAAAGACCCCCCUGCGUUCCAUUGGACACUCUUCCAAGCAGUGGUAGACACUCAGACAUAUAAGCUAACCACCAAAUCGCACCUUAAACCGAGGUUACAGUCACCAGAAAGACCAGGUUUGAAAUCUGCACUUGGCCACGAAGCUCACGGAAUUACCUUGGGCCAGUCUUUCUCUCAGCCUAACCUACCUGGUAGGGCUGAUGUGAUGAUAAAAAAGGAAGGGGCAGGGAGACGUUUGUAUGUCACAGUGAGCUCUUUGGGUUAAAAAUUGGGAUAUAAAUCUAUUUUUAAAAUAAACAGAAUGUCUAGUUGCCAUUUUGGGGCAAGACGGCUCUAAAGUCUUACUUUAUGCAUUGACUGUGAUUGAUUUUCAGUUAAACAUCUGGCUAGUUCAGAGGACAACCUUGAGCGAGGUUAAGAGCUUUGAAAACUUAAAGAAGAAAAGUCCCCUGAUCCAGGGACAGUCCACACAUCUAUUGGCCUGUUCCGACCUCUUUAAACUCUUUAGCGACUGCAGCCUUGGUUUAAGGACCCAUUUGGCACCUAGCUUAUAUAUCUGAGUUUCUAGCACUGACAGGGGCGUAAGUGACCGCCUUGUUCUGCAAGAGACCAUUGGUCAGUCUAGCUCAGUAUUGUAUACGCUGACCAGCGGUGGCUCUCCAGAGUUUCAGCCAAUAUCUCUCACGGCCCACGGAGUGGUUAUCGGGGACUGAAGCUGAGCUUGUCUGCAGGCAAAUUGGGUGCUCUAAACCCUCAGCUACGCUCCUCCCUUUUCUUUGGGGAUCCUAUACAGUAUCUUUCUUUUUUUAAAAGAAGACACACCACCAUAUGUAAACCGUUCUCUUGUGGACGCUCCUUCCUUGGAGGUUUGGAAGCAGAGGUUGGGCGGCCGGCCGUCUGUCAUGGAUGCUUGAGGAGAGAUUCCUGCAUUGCAGGGGGUUGGACUAGAUGUCCCUCGGUGUACCUUCCAACUGUAAAACUCUUGUCCCGCAGGUCGUAAUGGCGGCCAAGCGGAUCACCCAGGAGACGUUUGACGAUGUUGUGCAGGAGAACAUCAGCGACCUCGGCAUGGAUCCGGAAGAGGCUGUGAUCGAAGCCGUCCAGCAGUUUGAGUCUCAAGGUGUGGUUUUUGCAAAGAGAUGUUUUUAACUGGCUGGGUAGACCUGAGAUGGCACAGCCUUCUUCUAUUCUAUGAAUCCCUACUGAGGACCCCUACUCAUUGCCCCCACUGCUCCGUGUCUUUUCUCCAGGUGUUGACUUAAGCAACAUAGUGAAGACAGCCCCCAAUUCCGCCUCUGUGGAUGGGCAAGAGCCACAGCAUGCUGUUUUGCAGGUGAGAAGGGUGCCUGGGGCCGCCCAAGAAAGGAUGAAAGCCCCAGGGGUUCCUUUGGGAAGGGGCCGUGGCCCAGUGGCACCACAAGGACCUCAGGCUGAAUCCCGGGCAUCCUGAAGUUGGGCUGGGAAUGUUCCCUCUACAGUGGUACCUCUAGUGGCGGACGUAAUCCAUUUCGGGGUGCCGUUUGCACCCCAAAAAGUCCGCAACUAGAGCGCCUCUUCUGCGCAUGCACGGGUGGCGAACCCGGAAAUAAACACUUCUGGGUUUGCCACAUUCGUAAGCUGAAAGUCCGUAACAAGAGCGGAACGCAACACGAGGUAUGACUGUAUUCCUAUUUAAACCAGGGCUUUAAUCAAAACCAUGAGCACUAGAAUCUUGGUUUAUUUCUUAGAAAAGGAGCACAGCUCAGUGGGUGGGCAGCACCUGUUCUGUAAUAUUGAGCUCAAUGGUCUGACUCGGUGUUAAGCAGAUCCCUAGGGCCCUAAGCAUCAGAAGGUCAAAUAUAUAAGCUGGGCGUCAAACGGCUCCUUAAACCAGGGUUAGGUCGGCAGAGUAGAAUGCCUACUUGCCAUUUGGAGGCCAGACAGCUCGAAGGUCAUAUUUUUUAAUAGGGCUUUUGGGUUCCUGAAAUUCAUUCUGAUUGUGCCGAUAAAAUGGAGUUCUACAAGAAGGGGUAUGUGUGUGUGAAAACAGCCCAAACCCAAGGACCCCCAGGCAGGCACCUCCAGGUGGUGGAGACGCCAGGCGCCUUCCUGGCACCCAGCCAUCUUCACCUAGCCAGGUGCAAAAUGGUAUCGCAAUGUUAAACACCAGCCCCGUCCUUAUAUCAGCCAUUGUGAUCUCCUGGUGUGUCGCAAUGCGUAGCUGGCGAUUUCCCGCGAUGUUGAAAACCAGCUAUUGCCCAGCCCUACUCGCUCCUUUCCUUCCGCAGACUCUGGACUCCUUGCAGAAGGCAGUUGCUGAUGCCGACUCGGGCGCGGUGGACGAGCUGCUGGUGAGCUUUGCGGAGCAGUGCAGGCAGGAGAUGGCCGUCCGCUACUUGGCGGGGCAGAAGGGCGCUUAUCCUGCCGUGCUGGCCGCCUGCCGCCUGGCUUGUGAGGAAGGCUGCUCCCUCCUCAAAGCCCUCCGCGCCCUCUCCGCCCUCCUGGACGGCCAGCCCGACUUCCUCGAUGCCCCCGGGCAGGAGCUGCUUCUGCGGGUCUUGCGGGAGCGGCAGGAUGAUGGCGACCUGACCCUGGCCACCAUCCGCUGCGUCCGGCAGGCGUCCCUCAAGCACGAGCAGAACCGGCAGGACCUGGUGAAAGGCGGCGUCCUCUCCCUGCUGGUCGGGGCCGUUGUCCGCCAUGGGGACCGGGCCGAUGUGGUCCGGGAGGCCUGCGCGGGGCUGCGGUUCAUGACCUUCGACGACGAUAUCCGGGUGCCCUUUGGCCACGCCCACGAGCACGCCAAGAUGAUCGUGACGGAGCACGGCGGACUGAGGGUCCUCAUCGAAGCCGCCAAAGGUAGAGGCAUUGCCCCUUCCUCCCCACCCAUGGAAUGCAAGGAGAGCCCUUCUGGGUCAGGCCAGAGGGAGGGGGGGAAUUCGAUUCUAGCGUUACCGGAGGCAAGACCUCCCUCUCUGUCUUUCCAACGCCAGUCAAAGACAACCAAGAAGUGGUUUGGGUGUUGUCGGUUUUUUGCCAAAUCCUUUUUAUUGAUUUUCCAAAUUCAAUGCAAUUUCCCCCAAAAUAGGUUUCCCACACUCCACGCAAGGUUUCCUCUUGUUGCUGCUUUGUUUCCCGGGUUGUUCCCAAUGCUCAUUCCAUUAAACUUACAUGUUCUGAACCAUCGGCUCUCUGCUUGCCAAUUCCUGCACGUACGAUAUUUCAGCAUUUGCAAUAUUGAGGAUUGACUUCACGACAGAAGUACUGUUCUUGGGAGACAGGGGGUGGGCAGGUGUGGGGGACUCCCUGGUCCUGAAUGGGGCAGCUGUGUUGGUGUUGACUCUGAAAGCCCUAAAUGGCCUCGGCCCAGUAUACCUGAAGGAGCGUCUCCACCCCCAUUGUUCUGCUCAGACACUGAGAUCUAGCGCUGAGAUCGUCUGGCGGUUCCCUCACUGCGAGAAGCCAAGAACAGGGAACCAGGCAGAGGGCCUUCUCGGUAGUGGCACCUGCCCAGUUGAACGCCCUCCCAUCAGAUGUCAAGGAAAUAAACAACUAUCAGACGUUUAGAUGACAUCUGAAGGCAGCCCUGUUUAGGGAAGUUUUUAAUGACUGCUGUUUGUUGUAUUUUUAAUCUUUGUUGGAAGCCGCCCAGAGUGGCUGGGCAAACCCAGACAGAUGGGCAGGGUAUAAAUAAUAUAUUCUUAUUCUUAUUCUUAUUCUUAUCUACAAGUGAGGUUACUCCACAAAUCCUCAAAUCCUCAAUGAAUCAAUAAUUGUCAUUUUUCAAAUUCCUUUUCUUUCUUUCUGCAUGUAUGAAGCCCAAAAGCUCACUUUUACUUUUCACAACCAGGUACGAUUCACAAACCAUCUCGCUUUCUCUUCCUCCUCCUCUCAGCCUUCCCCGACGACUGCAGCGUCCUGAGGGAGAUCUGUGCCACUCUGGGGCGCCUCUCUGUCCGGAAUGAGUUCUGCCAGGAGAUUGUGGACCUGGGCGGUUUAAACUUCAUGGUGGCGCUGCUGGCCGACUGCAUUGACCACCAGGUACUACAAAUGUAGGUAGCUGCCAUGUCAGAUCACUGUGUCUGUCCAACCCAGUAGUGCCUACUCUGAUUGGCAGUGGCACUCCAGGCAGGGCUGGCCUGAUCCAUGGAUACACCAUGGAUCGAAAUAAAUCAGGAUUUCGGUCCUCAUUAUUCUGAAGGAAGGACUGAUGGACUAAAAAUCUAAGCAGCAUCUUCAUAUUGCACUGCGCCAGCAAUCCAUCUAGCUCAGUAUUACCGACACUGGCUGGCAGCCGUUCCCCAGGAGUUCCAGGGGACAUUCCAGAAAUGCCAGGGAUUAAACUCAUUUUCAUGCAUUUCUUUAAAGUUUUUCUUGGUCUGUGUUUUGUUUGAAAGGAAGUCUGAGACCAAACUCCUCCUGGAAAAGUUGAUUCCAGUGGGAUCAGGGACUUUUGAGAGUUUUCUCACCAAUGCUCCAAAACUCCCCCCCCCUUUUUGGGUAAAAACAGCUAAAAGCAAAGGGAUUUUCAGAUACAUAAAAGCCAAAAGCGUUAGGGAGGCUGUCCCAACUGCAGCGCAGACGACCAUUUUAAUUUCCGUGGGCUUGCGUUGGGUAAUAUUAAUAAUGAAAAGAACAGGGGGGAAAGCCUUUUAAACUUUGCAUGGGGGAGUUUUUGUUUGUUAUUAUAGUAUUUCUUGUGUUCUUAUAUUGCAAACUGCCCUGUGAUCUUCAGAUGGAGGGCGGUAUAGAAAUCUUCAUCAUCAUCUUGGAAAGGAGUCGAAAUAAUAAUAAUAAAUAAAGUUUGUUCUGGGUAUAAGCUUUUGUGUGCAUGCACACUUCUCCUAAGGUGGUUUCUAAGGUGUUGCUGGACAAUUUUUUAUUCCGACUGCAUCAGACCACCUACCUGACUCUAGACUCCUGGGAAGCAGAUGCUCUGCCUUGGAGCUACAGCCGCUCCCCUAAAAAAAAAAGAAUAGUAUUUGUUUUUCCAGUAUCUUAGUAUUUGCUUCUCCACCCCAGAUCCAAACUUUAGCUGACUUGGUGGGCUGGCUGUCUGUCCUGGAUGCUGGAGCCGGGAUUCCUGCAUUGCAGCGGGUGGGACUAGAGGACCCCCAGGGUCCCUUCCAACUCUGCGACCGUGUGGCUUUCUUUUCAAACCUGUUCUCACGCCUUGGGUCUUUGCCCUUCCGCUGCGGAUUGUAGGACCUGGUGAAGCAGGUGAUGAGCGCCAUCCAGGCGAUCGCGGGCAACGACGACGUGAAGGACGCCAUCGUCAAUGCCGGAGGGACAGACCUCAUCGUGCUGGCCAUGACUCGGCACCUCGGCAGCCCUUUGGUGAGUGGGUGUCGGUAGAGGAAGCUUCCAUUUAUUGGCUGGUCUGUUGCAUUUAUCCCGCCUCUUCCUCCAAGCAGCUUAAAGCAGCGUUAGGUCGUUCACCUCUACAGGUGUAACCCUCACGACCACGAUGUGAGGGGGUUAGACUGAGAGGCCCCAACCAGCCCAUCACCUUGUCAUGGGGAGUGGGCUUGCACGUUCCUAUGACCCUUGUGAGCGCAGCCGUCGGGAGUCUCGUACUCCCAGCAGGGUCACCCAAGGCAGUAAGGUCAAAGGGGAAGAGCUAGACAAAGCACGAUCCCAGAAGUCCUCAACGGCAUAACAGGCGGAAGAUAACAAGCGGUGAAGGCAGAGGAAGAAUCUACCGGUCAUCGUGAUCCUCAUGCCAUUGGAAUAGAGCCUUGCUGUGCAGACUGUGCGUUGGUCAGCAUGCCCUGAUCUACACGCAUAAAACAAAUUCACACACAGGCGUCUUCCAAAAACCCAUCCUGAACUCAAACCCUAAAGGCCCAUGGGGAUCGGCAAAUGGUAACGGGGGCAGGACCGUGAAAUCUGGAAGCCCCUAGUCAAGAACCGGCACAUAGGCAGAUACAGAUUCACUCGCUCUGACUCAAGGAACGAGGCAGUUGAGUAGCUUGGCAGCUGUAUCCAUGACUGAGCAGCCCUAUUUAGGAUCCACCCUGCUCACCCCGAAAAGGGGGAGGGGCUAGAAAAGGUGCCCUAAACAUAGUCUGCCUGCCUUUUUCCCUGACUGGAUUACCGUGCCCUUUGAGGUCACCACCCAGCGGUCGUAAAAGACAAUUGAACUUUGGAACCUGGACUAUACAGACUUUGUUGGAUAGCACAGACAAUCAACGUCCCGAACGCAGAACUGCCAUCAUUGCAAGAGAGCUGUGAUGUUUUAACUUCAAUAUUGCAGCGCUUCAAGGAACUCGAAGAGCAGGUGAGGGACAACUGAAGGAAGAAAGGGGAGGCUACAUUUUCUUCUGGAAAGGUCUGUCAGAACAAGAACAUUGAAUACACGGAGUAGGCUUUGCUAUCAAAAACGAUCUUGUGAAGCUCUUCUCAGAAGUCCCUUAAUGAGCGACUUUCAACCCUUCAACUAAAACUCACCCAAAACCAUCAGGCUCCUAUUCUAAGCGCUUAUGCACCAACACUGAUUGCUGAUGAAGAUAUUAAAUAAAAAUUUUACUCUCAGCUGAAUAUCCUCCUGGGUAAUUUUAAUGCAAGAGUUGGGCAAGAUUUUGAUCUGUGGCCUGGGACUAUUGGGAAAGAAGGAAUAGGCAACAGCAACCAGAACAGAAUCUGACUUUUGACGAUAUGUGCAGCGCACAACCUUGGUAUUACCAACACACUCUUGACAAAAAAAUAAGUUUAAAACAUCUCGGAAUCACCCUCGGUCAAACCACUGGCACUGCUUAGACUAUGUAACCGUCCGAGCUGAAGAUUGCUGUGAUUCGCUCCUUACCAGAGCUACGGUGAGUGCUGACGACUGCUGGACAGAUCACCAAUUAAUACGCUCCACAAUGGCUCUCAAGACUAUACCUCAACGCAGGCUUCAAGGAAGGGAACCAAGGAGCACAAUGAACACUCAAGCCCUUCAAGAUCCCAUUAAGCAGGAUUGCUUCCAAACGACUCUUAGGACCAUCUGCUUCUAGAUUUCCCUGAUAAUAUUGAGGAACACCAGACCAAGCUAAAAACAUCUAUUACUGCAGCCUGCGAACAAACUAUUGGAUACCAAACCAAGAAACAGCAGGACUGGUUUGAUGAGAAUGACAGUGAGAUUGAACACAUUAUUGACAAGAAAAGGAAGGCCUUUCAGAUCUGGCAAAGGGAUAAAAACUGUGACACUAAGAAAAAACAACCCUAUGCCAACGCUAAGGCUGAGGUUCAAAGAAAAACCAGAGAACUAAAGAACACCUGGUGAAAAAAGCUCAAGAGAUCCAGCACUUAGCUGACACUCGUGAUGCACAAAGCCACAAAGACCAUCUAUGGGCCAAUAAAUCAUGGCAUCUGCCCCUACACUUAACAGACUUCUAAAAGAUAAAGAAGCUAUUGCACUGCGCUAGAAAAAACAUUACCAGCAUCUCCUUAACCGCAACUCCCCCGUUAGAGAUGAGCUUGCAGUAUCUCCAAAUCUGGGAGAGUUGUGUACAGCUAUUAACCAAAUGAAAAACAACAAAGCCAGUGGGUCUGAUGGAAUACCUGCCAAAGUCUUCAAAGUUGGCGGAAUUGGACUUGCACAACAACUUCACAAACUCAUUGAAAAAUCACAUCACUUGGGAAGACAGGCAAACUAAUAUCAGUGUACUGGAAGAAGCAAAGUUCACCAGUCUUGAAGCAAUGGUUCUUCAACAUCAACUUCGUUGGACUGGUCACGUUGUGCGGAUGCCUGAUUAUCAUUCUCGAAAGAAACUACUCUAUUCUGAACUUUAAAAAAUUGAAAGCGUAAUGCUGGUGGUCAACAAAAGAGGUUUAAAGACUCUCUCAAGGCAAAUCUUUUAAAAUGUAGUAUAAACACAGACAACUGGGAAACACUGGCCUGCGAGCGCUCCAGUUGGAGAACAGCCUUUACCAAAGGUGUCCUGGGCUUUGAAGACGCUUGAACUCAGGACAAAAGGGAGAAACAUGCUAAGAGGAAGGCACGCUUGACAAACCCUCACCAUGAUCAACUCCUGCCCGGAAACCUACAGAAUGUCCCCACUGUGGAAGAACGUGUGGAUCCAUAAUUGGCCUCCACAGUAACUUACAAACUCACAUUUAACCCAGAGGUUUUCAACAUUUUUGAGUCCACGACUCCCUUGACCAACUACAUUCUUUCUGCGGCACCCCUGUGGGGCUCACUCCUUUCCUGGUGAACCAGCAGCCCCUCAUCCCUUUUUGAGCACUUUCCCUAGUUGUGUGUUCCCUCAGCCUCCUCCCCACCCUCUUCUUGGGAGUCCUCUAGGCAGCCACUGCUGACACCCCUGGUCUCUGAGCUGCCCCCCGCUGCCCCAAAGAGAGAUGCCUCCCAGAGGCCCCUUUCCCCUGGGAAGCCUAUAGCCGGGCUGCUGCAACAAACAGCUGUGCAAGCCUUUGGGAGGCAGAGGUGCAAGAGGGCAUCAGAGGAGGGAGGGAAGGAAAGAAGGACAGAGGCCAGUGCUGCCCGCUGCACCCCUGAUCAUCAUUCAAGGCACCCCAGGGUGCCACAGCACACUGGUUGAAAACCACUGCUUUAACCACUACACCACAUUGGCUCUCCUUGGUUGCUCCCAGUUCCUUUGCUGUUCUUGAACACCCUCCCUCAUCUUUUGCCCCUUCCCCUGGAUCAGCCCCCUCCAGAAGCAAGAGGGUGUGUGCAUGCUCUGCCCUGUUCCAGGGGAUCAUAGAAUUGUAGAGUUGGAAGGGGCGGCAUGCAAAUUGAAUAAACAAAUAAUUGUUACACUAUAUUAAAAGCACUUGAAAAGAACUUAAACUUGCAGAAAUAAUAUUACUGUACGAUACAAUGCAAGAGUGGCGUCAAGCUUGCUGUAUAAUAAAAAUGCAAGUGUGUCGGCAGUCGGUUGAACAUGGCUGCCUGCGUUUCCGCCCUCAGGUGUGUGAGCAGAGUUGUGCGGCCUUGUGCAUGCUGGCGCUGCGGAAGCCCGAGAACUGCCGGGUCAUCAUGGAAGGGGGCGGGGCCUUGGCAGCGCUGCAGGCCAUGAAGAUGCACCCCAAGGAAGCUGGCGUGCAGGUAACAAUCUUGCGCUGUAAGAGACAGGAGUCACUCUUUCACCCACCCUCUGCCCUGGCGUAACCACAAUUACCUCUGAAGGUAUCAAGCCUGCUUUCCCACAAGGGUAUAAGAUGGGCUGCGUCUGGUGUUGGAACUACUGUUUCUGGGGGACAGGGGGCAGGCAGGUGUGGGGGACUCCCUGGUCCUGAAUGGGGUAACUGCCCCCGAAGGACCAGUUGCACAGCCUGGGAGUCAUUUUGGACUCACAGCUGUCCAUGGAGGCGCAGGUCAGUUCUGUGUCCAGGACAGCUGUCUCCCAGCUCCAUCUGGUAGGCAGGCUGAGACCCUCCCUGCCCGCAGACUGUCUUGCCAGAGUGGUGCAUGCUCCGUUUAUUUCCUGCUUGGACUACUGCAAUGCGCUCUAUGUGGGGUGGGGCUACCUUUGAAGGUGACCCGGAAACUACAACUAAUCCAGAAUGUGGCAGCUAGACUGGUGACUGGGAGCGGCCGCAGGGACCACAUAACACCAGUCUUGAAAGACCUAUAUUGGCUCCCAGUACGUUUCCGAGCACAAUUCAAAGCGUUGAUGCUGACCUUGAAAGCCCUAAACGGCCUCAGCACAGGGAACCAGGCAAAGGGCCUUCUUGGUGGUGGCACCCUCCCUGUGGAACACCCUCCCAUCAGACGUCAAGGAGAUAAACAACUACCUGACUUAGGCAGCCCUGUACUGGGAAGCUUUUUAUCUUUGAUGUUCUAUUUUGUUUUGAUGUGUGUUGGAAGCCACCUAAAGCGACUGGGGAAACCCAGCCAGAGAGGCGGGCAUAAAUAACAAAAUUGUUACUAUUAGUAGUAUUAGUCCUACUCUGAAGGCCCACUGAAAUUAACAGAAACAUCUUAACACCAUACUGGAAAACCACACAAUGAAUCCCUAGAGUGCAAUAUUAUAUCCCUUUUUUAACAUACUGUUGAUUUUACUGGUUUUACGAACAUUAUAAUUUUGUAAAUAAUGUACAUUUUAAUUAAGUGUAAACCACUUAGGAAGUGUAUCAAUGUUGCUUAAGGUGCCAUAUAUUUUGGAGAGCUGUUUCUCUCCUCGCCCCUUACAUUUGGGCAUCUCUUAAGGUACCAUAGGCAACGUCUGCAUGAUGGUUUCUGAGAUCAAGGAGCAGUUUUCUGCCUGCGUAGGGUAACAAGUUUUGACUCAAGGUGGCGAGCAGAACCUUUCAAAAUGGUGCUGAUUUUAUUCAAAAAUUGCAUAGUGGUCCUUGAGAUCAAGGCGCAGGUUUCGGCCUACGUUCGGAUACAACAUUUUGAAUCAAAACGGCACUGAUAUUUUUGUUGUUGCUUCUCAGAGUUCCCAGGCGACGCUGGGCGCUUUCUUCUGCUAACGAAGUGAAUCGUUUGCCAUUUUUCUCUUUCUCCGUCCAGAAACAAGCCUGCAUGCUGAUCCGCAACCUCGUCUCCCACGCUCAGGAUUUCUCCCAGCUCAUUCUGGACAUGGGUGCUGAGGACUUGAUCGCCGAGGCCCGGGCCGCCCACCGGACGUGCGAGGACGUGGCCAAGGCCGCCUUGAGGGACCUGGGCUGCCAGGUGGAGCUGAGGGAGCUCUGGACGGGCCAGAAGGGCAGCCUGGCGCGCUGACACCCGGAGACGCCGGGAAACGGGGGGUUGGAAGCGGUGGGGAUGAGCGGAGAGCAAGAUGGACUUGCAGACGGGAAUAAACGCAGCCCAAGGGAGAAGGAGGGUGUUGGCCUUGGGGGCCAUUAGCUGCACAGGCCCCGGAAAUUCACCGGAGCGCCGCCAUUUAGUUUUCUGCGCCAAUUCUUCUGUGCAGUGUAUGUUGUUAUUUUAAAGAUCUGCAGCUUCAAGAGCUUGACUGGCCGACCCUAGAAAAUGGAGUGGCGCCUGCGGAGAAAGCUUCCCUUUCUAUAAAAGUGGCCAAGAGCAAAAAGCAGCAACAAUGGUGGGUGGGGGAGAAGGCUGGCAGGCCGCUUGUUCCAUUUACAGCUGUAUUUUGGCCCUACCCUGGCUCUCCAUAUGGCCUGGCAGGCUUCUCCACCUUCAAUUAGGCAACCACUGCUCCCUGCUGUCCUCCAUUCUUCUUCCAGAUGUGCCAUCCUCUUUCCCCUGGCCGUUCUUUUUCCUCUUGUGUCAUCAUGCUGCUGGUUUAAAGCAAUCAUGUGCCUGUCUCAUUAUUGUUCUCUACGGUUCUCCUCUUUGGUCUCAUGAUAGUUACAAGAAAGGAGAUUCCAACUAAACAUUAGGAGUAACUUUCUGUUGUUGGCAAGAUCCGUUCGACAGUGGAAUGGUCUCCUUUGGGAGGUUGCAGACUCUCCUUCCUUGGAGGUUUGGAAGCAGAGCUUGGAAUGCCAUCAGCUGAGAUUCCGGCAUUGCAGAAAGUUGGACUAGAGGACCGGGGAAUCUCUUCCAACUCAACCAUUCUCAUUCUAGUUGGAUAAAAGUUGGCUCUCUCACA
Molecule: messenger RNA, 13225 nt
Organism: Podarcis lilfordi (Lilford's wall lizard)
Lineage: Eukaryota; Metazoa; Chordata; Lepidosauria; Squamata; Lacertidae
Source: the annotation of a GenBank genome assembly